AUGGCACCUUAUGAAGCUUUGUAUGGAAGAAAGUGUCGAACUCCUUUAUGCUGGGCUGAGACAGGAGAAAGAAAAAUCAUUGGAGCUGACUUAGUAGAUGAUGCUACUGAAAAGGGUGUAAAGAGAUUUGGCAAAGUGGGGAAACUGAGUCCAAGGUAUGUUGGCCCAUUUGAAAUAUCAGAGAGAGUUGGAAGUGUGGCCUACAGAUUGGAUUUGCCAUCUCAUAUGAGUAGAGUACAUAAUGUAUUCCACAUCUCUUCUUUGAGGAAAUACAUUGCAGAUGAAGCUCAUAAGAUCAAUACUGAAUCAAUAGAUAUCCAACCAGAUUUGACUUUUGUAGAUGAGCCUGAGAAGAUCAUAGAUUAUAAUGUUAAGCAGCUUCGAAGCAGAGAGAUUCCUUAUGUUAAGGUUCUUUGGAAGCAUGGAUGUGAGAGAGAUACUAUAUGGGAGAAGGAAUCAGAGAUGAGCGAAAGCUACCAACACCUAUUUGAUUAA
This is a messenger RNA of Dendrobium catenatum, 495 nucleotides long. RefSeq lists its product as uncharacterized. The record is from RefSeq and is a predicted model, not a curated record. The transcript has 2 exons. NCBI's taxonomy places the organism in Eukaryota, Viridiplantae, Streptophyta, Magnoliopsida, Asparagales, Orchidaceae. The coding region runs from base 1 to 495 and encodes 164 amino acids.